Molecule: messenger RNA, 1614 nt
Organism: Lolium perenne
Lineage: Eukaryota; Viridiplantae; Streptophyta; Magnoliopsida; Poales; Poaceae
Biological process (GO): proteolysis; protein desumoylation
Cellular component (GO): nucleus
Molecular function (GO): deSUMOylase activity
Source: RefSeq, a predicted model, not a curated record
AUGUUCAAGAGCAACAUGGAUGGCAUUAAUUGUGGUACAAGUUGUGAGCCUAUGUCGGAGCAAGUAAAGCAGUCCUUUCAUGAUAAAUUUGGUAUGAUUUUGGAUGGAAAGAUUAUAGAUGGUAUUUUUGAAACUGUUCAGAGUUUGGCGUCAUCUCAAUUUGGUAACAAGAACAUGUUGGAGAUUUUAUCUCAUAAUGUUCUUCAAUUUCUAUCAAAUGCACAUCCUUGUUACAAGAGCAACAGCACCAUUUCUCCAGCCAUUGGUUGUCUUGCACCACAAAUUCAUCCUCUACGUAAGGUCAUGUCCAGAUUGAGUUUACACUUGCCUGAAAAUAAUGUUCCUGGUCCUUGUCAGUCCGAUUUGAUAUCUCCCAUCGGUCGUUUGAAUUUGUCACCUUCUCGUGGUGGCAUGGAUGCUAUGAAAGUACCAGCGACUACUUCAAUGCAGAAUAUUUUACCAAAAGCAUCUGAUGGAAGCAAACAAGCUCCAAUCCCUGUUGGUGACACAACACCUGAAGCCAUUUUGAAGGCGGAUGCAUCACCUGGAGUUACUAUCACUGGUACAUCAAGCUUCAAGGAUAAGCAAAAGGAGUUAGCUGCGAAGGGUGAUGAUGUUUACAACAGGACAGUGCAUCCCAGAUCGUCGCAUGUCAAUAAACCUAUGAAAAUUGGAGUGGGCAGCUUGCAUGUCGUUGAAGAAGGUGUGGAGGUAGUAGAUGUCGAUAAAUUUGUUCAAAAACAGCCUGCCAUAGUCAAUGGUUUUGUUACUCUUCAGCCGAAGAACAGUCUGGUCUUUCCUUUAGCAGAUAAUCCACGUUUCCCCGUAUCUGACGAUGAUAUCAUGCAUUUCUGUGCAAUUGUUGAGCUGGCGUACACCGAUCGAAUUCAGAAGAAUUAUGCUCUUAAAUAUCAUGGUGUCCACUGUAGUUUUAUUUCACUUGGGCAGACGCUUAUGCGUGAUGGACACAUUGACAACUUCUUGAUCCCGUGUUUCUGUCGGAAGCUAUUCGAAGACAACCAUCCUUCAAAAUCUGGGAGGCAUUAUUUCUUUUCAUAUGUUGGGGAAAGCAUCCUUGAUUUAUCUAGUCCAAUGCAGGAGAACAUUGUCCGUACCUCAUUUCUUGGUGCUGCUAGAGCCAGUAAAGGGAAAAGACUUGAUUUAUCAGAUAGAUUGUUCUUUCCCAUAUGUCAUCUCGAUCAUUGGUUUUCUUUCGUGGUAGACUUCAAGUUCAAGCUUUUUGCGUUUCUUGAUUCGUUCUACAGUGCAAAAUCGGAUUAUCAGAUUGCAGUUCGUGCCCCCUUAAUUAGAAAUUUUACACUUCUUUGGAAGAAGAUAUUCAACAGUGAUGAACCUGAUUUCAAGAAAUUUAGUGUUAUGACUCCCAACAUGCCACGCCAGGGGAAUGCUCAUGAUUGUGGUGUCUUUACAAUGAGGUCUGUUGAAGUUUUUGAUCCCACCAAGGACCUCCGCAAGGAGUUUAGUAAAGAUGACGUUCUUCACUUGCGCAUUCAGUAUGCAAACCGUCUGUUCUUCCAUAGUGGCAAUACAGUUGAUUAUAGCAUAGUUACCAACUACUAUGUGAAGGAGGAUUUUGUGCGUCAGCUUCGUUGA